AACCCGUUGCCAUUAUUAAAUGCCUUUGUCUUGGGUGUAUGUGAUUCGUUCGUCUGCUCAAACCACGUGAUGCAUUCAAAGAAACCGCCCGCGCAAAUCGAAUUUUAGGUUUCGUGUAAGAUGAGGGGCUAAAAAUCUGCCUGUCUCUGCUAGAUUCUGUCCUAGACAAGUCGCUUGGAGAUUUUUACUUAGUUUUUGCUUCGUAAUUGAAUUCGUCGUCUUCGUAUUGCUUAGUGUCAUAAUGAUUGCUAACCGGUACAACGAUAACUGCGUGGAGUAUACCCAGAAGGGUACGCGUUGUUUGAGGAAGGUACCCCUGGCCUUAGGUAUUGAAGGAGAGUGCUGGCAACACCGUCAACAGCCAGCCGAAGUCCAGUGCUCUGCACAUACGGGGCUUCAUGGGAAUGGCAGACGUUGCAGCCGGCGUGGACGUCACUCGCUAGACGAAAACGCCGUUGAACUCUACUGCACGCAACACGUCAACAAGUUGCAUCGCGAGAACGGUCGUGCGGAGGUCGUUUCUGCUAAUCGCCAACAGCAGGAUGAACAGCGUAGGAGGGCGGAGGAGCGUGAGCAACUCCACCCGAGACGUAGGUCGCCGCGUCUGGUAGAGCGAGAGAUCGCAGCUGCCGCUGUUCAGCUCGCCGCAGAGAGGGAGCAACGUCGUGCCGCCAAUCGGGCAAACCAGAACCUGCGGAGGUCGGCCCGGAUUGCCGCGAGGCGAGGCAAUGUGUGAUAAUAGCCUGGACUGAUUCGCAGAAGCAGCAGGGGGGAGACCGAGGGGGGAUACUGGGUCGAACACUGCUGAGGUUCUCGGGACGUAAACGCCUUGCUAUAGGAGUAGUAGGGAGGAAGCCGAGACGGGUAGUGCAUGGUCACUCAAACCAGGCCCGCUGCACUAUCGUGGUCAAGAAAGACUGGGUGUGGUCAGUCGGGGUAGACGCCGGAGGCCAUUCUCUUUCUUUGACCGCCUGUAAAUUAUUUCCAAGAAGAUCAGGCCUCGCCGUGGGACGCGCACACACGUCGUAGGUAUGCAGGUAUUUCAAUGUCUACCUUGUGACAAUAUGUUCCUAUUCACCAGAUCUUAUUACCCCCAUACCUCCUAAUAGGAGGCAUGUAUAUCUAUGAGUUUGACACAUUGGUUACUAAGUUGAGAACUUGUGGAUAUUUGGUCGAAAAUCUUUUUGAAAUAAACAUUAUAUUAUUAUAACAAAGGAUUCAGAAGUUGUCUUCUUUUGUAAGUCUUAGUUAUUGGGUUUCGCAAUCAUCCCUCUCAUAAAAGCAGUUGUACUGAUAAUUUAAAUUGUAUCUUGUUGUAAGAGAUAGACGUGGCAGGAGUUUUCCAAUUACCCAGUUUGUAAUUAGCACGAAAUAUCCACUGAAUAUCUAAACAUGGAGAGACCCAACAUGAUCCUUAAAAUGGAGGGGUCACGUGAAUGCCCUUUAUGUCAAUUUAGAGAUAUACAACUUUACCUGUGUAUCAUGAAAUAUCAUAACGGUACAUGAAAUAAAAUGAAUAUUUAAACAUGAGCAUGUAUGCAGUAGUGCCUCAUUUUGCACAUUUUAAAAACCAAAAACAAAUUUAGACUGCAAUUACAAACUGGCUUGUUAUAGGAUGUGUACCGGUACUUGAGGAAAGAUUGUACUUUCAUGUGGAAUAUCAGAAAAUGCACAAAAGAAUUAGAAAGAAAAGAUUCCAACAACUAAUGAUCUUAUACGAAAAUGGUUUCAAACUAAUAAAAUGAAAUACUAUUUUAAAAAAAGAAAAGAAAAGAUAAGUAAC
This is a messenger RNA of Strongylocentrotus purpuratus (purple sea urchin), 1783 nucleotides long. RefSeq lists its product as uncharacterized. Lineage: Eukaryota; Metazoa; Echinodermata; Echinoidea; Camarodonta; Strongylocentrotidae. The record is from RefSeq and is a predicted model, not a curated record. Bases 242 to 736 code for a protein of 164 amino acids. The transcript is spliced from 5 exons.